This is a messenger RNA of Cuscuta europaea, 3182 nucleotides long. Lineage: Eukaryota; Viridiplantae; Streptophyta; Magnoliopsida; Solanales; Convolvulaceae. The record is from the annotation of a GenBank genome assembly.
GCCUAAUAAAAUUGUCUCAAAGUUCAAAUCGUCAACCGUAGAAAAUAGUCUUGAUCCCGUUUCAUAUUUCCUCUCAGAGAGUCAGAGUCUUGAAUUCUUGAUCCCAUUUUAUUUUUCGGCUCAUAUCUAUAGCUCCGUAAUAAAGAGAACCCUAACCCUAAGUUUGGGGUAACCAAGCAAAGACCAUGGAUGCGAAUGAAAGAGGGGCUGGGUUCGGGGACGGCGUCGGUGACCCGAGCGAACAGUUCCACCGGAACGAGGCGAUAUCUGCUGUUGCGGACGACGGAUUUCUUGGAGAAGAGGAUGAUGAUGACUACGAGGAUCUUUAUAAUGAUGUGAACGUCGGCGAGAAUUUUCUCCAGUCUCUAAGAAAGAACGAAGACACAGGGUUUAGAAAUGAGGAGGUUGUGGAAAAGAUUCCACCUAAUCCUACUCCUCUUACUCCUCUGCCUGCGCAGACGCCCAACUCCGUAGAAGGCGAUGGAAAUAUAGAAAAAGAUGAAGAAGGCGGAGCUAAGGUCUCGGACAAGUUGGAAGGUUAUCAGAGUAUGGGGUUCAGGACGAACCAAAUGGGAGCUAGGAGUUCAGUUGCCCCUUCCGGUGGAUCAGGGACCCCAGGCAUUGACCUUAGAAUUGAGUUAGGUCACUCAUCAGGUAAAGAAAAUGUAGAUACAGGAGAGCAGACUGCGAUUGGCGAUGCACAAAAUGAACCCAGAGAUCUGCAGCCUCAUCCGGCCGCUCCUGUAGGAAAUUUAGUUAAUGCAUUAAACACAGGAAAUGAUAACAUUGCCAGACAAGGUGGUCAUACUCAUACAACUGGCAACAUUGGCAGUGGGGGAGCAUAUGGAGUAAGUUCUGGAGGUGGAUCUGGUGGGGGAACUGUUCUUUUUGUAGGAGAUUUACACUGGUGGACAACGGAUGCUGAGCUAGAGGCAGAGUUGUGCAAGUAUGGCCCAGUGAAGGAAGUGAGAUUUUUCGAUGAGAAGGCAAGUGGGAAGUCAAAAGGGUACUGCCAGGUUGAGUUUUUCGAUCCUGCAGUUGCCACGGCAUGCAAGGAAGGAAUGAAUGGGCAUGUUUUCAAUGGCAGACCAUGUGUUGUAGCCUAUGCAUCACCUUUCACUGUGAAAAAAAUGGGAGAGGCUCAACUUAACAGAAACCAACAGGUGACUCAGACUCCUUCUGCCUCUCAAGCUAGGAGAGGCCCUGGAGAUUCAGCAGCUAAACCAGGUGGUAACAAUAUUGCUUCAGGUGGUAACUAUCAAGGUGGUUCGGAUAACAAUAGAGGAGGUUAUGGAAGAGGAAACUGGGGUGGUAGAGGAGGGGGUCAAGGAAUGGGGAAUAGAGGCCCUCUUGGUCCUAUGAGAAACAGACCUGGAGUCAUGGGAGGACGUGGUUUAAUGGGAAACGGAGGAAAUGCAUUUGCACAAGGUAUGGGUGGCACACCACCAAUGUUACAUCCUCAAAUGAUGGGCCCUGGGUUUGAUCCUGCAUUUGGAGGCCCGAUGGGUAGAAUGGGCAGCUACGUAGGUUUCCCUGGUGGACCAACUCCUCCGUUUUCAGGAAUCAUCCCUUCUUUCCCACCUGUUGGAAGUGUUGGGUUGCCUGGUGUUGCCCCUCAUGUCAACCCAGCAUUCUUUGGCAGGGGGAUGCCUAUGAAUAGUAUGGGAAUGAUGCCAGGCCCAGGUGUAGAUGGGCCGCCGAAUAUGGGAAUGUGGCCAGAUAUGAAUAUGGGUGGGUGGAACAGUGAAGAUCACGGAGGUAGAGCUGCUGGUGAGUCAAGCUAUAAUGAAGAAGCUGUGUCUGAUCAUCAACAUGGAGAAGUAAGUCACGAUAGAACUUGGCAUAGUGGGAUGAAAGAAAAGGAUAGAGGUGGAGAGAGGGACUGGUCUGGCUCCUCAGACAGAAGAUAUAAUAGGGAUGAUAAGGAACAGGGAUUUAACAGGGAGAUGCCUCGAGAAAAGGAUGUAGGACAUGAUCAUGAUUGGUCGCCAGAGAGGAAGCAUAGAGACAGCAGAGAUGUUGGACGAGAGAGGGAGAGAGAACGUUCGAGAGAGAGAGACCGCGAUCGUGAUCGUGAUCGUGAUCGUGAUCGUGGACAUGAUCGUGAGCGGGACUAUCAUAGGGAUGAAAGACAUGGUGGUCAUCAUAGGUACAGGGAGCAUGAGACUGAACACAAUGACGGGGGAAGAUCAUCAAGAACUCAUUCAAAGUCAAGACUAUCACAUGAGGAUGAGCAUCGAUCAAGAUCCAGGGACUCUGAAUAUGGGAGAAGGAGGCGAAUGACCUCCGAAUAAUCCCUUUCAGGAGCUUUAUUCUCAAGAAUAUGAAGCAUAUACUACAUGAACUGAGCAGUUUUUGCAUGCAUUUGAGGCCUUCUUAUUAUUUCCCGUUAUCUUUGGUAAUCUUUCAGUGCUGGGGAUUAUCUCAUAGCAAUUCAAGUAAUAGCUUGAGGGAAAUCAUUUCUGCAGUCAAAUAGUUCAGCAGUAGUUUGAUGCAUCUUCAAGAGGGGAGUAACUUGGACACGGCAGGGUAUGAUGGACCUCAGGCAAGAAUGAUACGGCUGGUGGAACUUCAUUGUUGGCCUCAUUUGCAUUUAUGUUUUACUUAUAAUUAUGAGUUGGACAAAGAGUAACAGACCAUUAUUGGUGAUGAUGAUGCUUAUGACUUGAAACUGCUGAAAAUCUGAUUGUCUUAGAUGAAUUUAGUUCUGUGGUGUACGAAUGUGAUGUAUUAUUAGGAUUUAAGAAGAGGUUGGUGUUAAUUUUUCCUUGUUGGUGAGUCUUGUUUUUUCUUUAUGUUGUAAUUUUAACUCAGUUACCCAGGUUUUUUAUGGGUACCCAAUGUGUUCUAUGAUCUCAUGCUGGGUGAGGAUGCGCGACUUGAGCCUGCCAGAAGUCCGACAGGUAGAUUGAUAUAGUUUUAUGUUAUGUGAAUGUGAUGUAUCACUUACUGUAUUAGGGAAGGAUCCACCACCUUUUUUUGUUUUUGUUUUUGUUUUCCAUUUCCUACUUUUAUAGUACUUGAGAUGUAUGUUGUAAUUUCUCCUUGAUGUUGUAUUUUAGUUGGAGGGCCCUUUUUAUGUAGUAAUGGGAGGUUUGAUGCUCACACAAUGUUUGGGCUUCCUUAGAGUGUAAAUAGAAAGAGUCGCAGUUCUAACACAUUCUUUGAUUAAAUUGGAAAUG